AUGACCAGCAGCAACCAACACUCCACGCUGGUAUCCCCGCCUCCCGUGCGCGCCGACAACCUCACAGCGUUCAAGUACGCCUGCGGUAUGAAGAAACCGAAUUGGGCCAUGUCCCCCUUCGACCUCCCCGAUCCGCGCGACGAGCGUCGCAGAAGCUCAUCCGUGCACUUCUCGAUUGAUCCCAGGACGGCGGAUUCGAGACAACUAAGACAGAUUGUUAGCAAUCUCGUCCCUGAAGCGACACUCACACAAGCCUCCGGAGAAGAUGAAGAAGAAGAAGAAGAAGAAGAAGAAGCAAACAAAGGCGCAGUCGUUCGAGUCCACAGCUAUUCCCGAAUGAUGCACGCGCAUACCAGACAACAAAUCGAUCAUAUGUCCUCUCCCAAACCUCACUCCUUGCCGAACUAUCAAAAGUCUAUGCACGCACUCACUUUGGAUCAGAUCAAGCUUCCGCAUAACAGCAUCGUCGCCCAUCGUCGGGUUUCUUCCGGCGAAACAGGCUCCCUUCAUAUCAAGGCCCAGCAAUCUAUCCUGCCCUCUCCGGUCUGCGUGGAUUUGAAUCAGUUGACUAUUGACGAGGCGCCGGUGCCGCCUUGUAACAGUCCUAGUCCAGGGGAGAGGAUACUGAUUGAUGAGAGGAAAGGGAUGAGAGGGAGGAGUACGACGCAGCCUGUCCCGAGGGGGUAUGUUGGGUCGACGAGGCAGAAGGGGCUCGGUGUUGAUGCUGGUGCUGUAUGAAUGGAAUGAGUAUGGCGUCGAGAAUGAAUCCAAUCUACUACAUUGAAAUAUGAUGAUAACGAUGACAGAAAUACAGAUGCGAGUUCGUCGUACCAGGCACCAUUGAUGAGAUGGUGGCCUGGAUUCCUGCAUACUCAGGCUUAUGGCAAUUGAAGCUUAAGACACCACCCCUUGAACGCGUAUCCUAGUCUUUGUAAACAAUGCCAGGCAGACACAAAUGCUCUUCAAAAAGCAGAGACACCGCACUCACAUUCCAUCGCUCUGACAAUUUCCCAAGGACAGGACAUCUCAGUCAAGCAGCCCUUAUCAUGGCCGUCCCAAACCGAGAAAUCUACGCAGUUGAGCGCGACGACUUCACUGACCAAUCAUGGAACGACAGCACCAACGCCAUCUCCCUCCACGAUAGCAUAGCAGCUGCCGUCACGGCCGCAGAGGAACACACGGAAGAAAUGGCCUUCUUCGCGUCGUAUCCUCAGGAAGUGAAGCGGUGGUCACCUUUCGGCAAUGGUCGUGACGGGACCCACUCACACAGACUGCAGUACAGCAACAUGGAAGAGUUGCGACAGGAGUCCAUCGUGAGGGUGAAGAAACGGGAAGAGAGAGUGAUGAAAGGCUCGAAGCUUCGAGGACAGCCGAAUCAGCGUGUUUUGGAGAAGAAUCGAUGUGGGUUUAAGGUUGGGAUUCCAGUUGGGCGGGCUGGAUGUCUUCAAAAUCUCGGGAUGAAGGCGAAGCGUAUUUUGGUUGCCAUUCUGCCUUUUUUUUUCGAAUUUUCCCAUCUCCGGCAGAAGCGAUGCUAACAGACGCUGGUCGAGUCUCCCUUUGUGGAGAGUUGGAGACACUUUCACGCCGGGCCGCGGAGCACGCGGUUGAAUUGUACGGCGGGAGGUGUGUGAACACUCUGUCCCUGGCGGACUACGCGGUGGUCGGCAGGAAGGCGUGUCCAGAUGUGAGUGAGGACGUCCGAUGCCAACAGACAACAGACGUGGAUGCAUGGAUUGGAGACUAACACCGAUGGAUGGCAGGAAUUGGAGUGGUUGAGGAAGGCUGGUGCAGAGACGCCCGAUGAGCAAGGCUUUUAUAGCCUGCUAAAGCAAGGAGUGCCCAAGGAGAAAGCGAUGAGAGAUGUUCGGUACGAAGACGGUCGUGGGCUUGUGCAGGUUCCUGAGGAUGAGGUAGGUGAAGUAGUCGAGUUGGACGAGGUUGUAGAGGUUUGGGAUGAAGCCCCCGUCGGUCUUGAAGAGGCCUGA
This is a messenger RNA of Lecanosticta acicola, 1985 nucleotides long. The record is from the annotation of a GenBank genome assembly. Lineage: Eukaryota; Fungi; Ascomycota; Dothideomycetes; Mycosphaerellales; Mycosphaerellaceae.